Molecule: messenger RNA, 3347 nt
Organism: Salmo salar (Atlantic salmon)
Lineage: Eukaryota; Metazoa; Chordata; Actinopteri; Salmoniformes; Salmonidae
Gene: pik3c3
Product: phosphatidylinositol 3-kinase, catalytic subunit type 3
Biological process (GO): phosphatidylinositol-3-phosphate biosynthetic process; endocytosis; autophagy of peroxisome
Cellular component (GO): phosphatidylinositol 3-kinase complex, class III, type II; phosphatidylinositol 3-kinase complex, class III, type I; membrane
Molecular function (GO): 1-phosphatidylinositol-3-kinase activity
Source: RefSeq, a predicted model, not a curated record
CACACCCGCUCAUUGACAGUGACUUAGAGAUUGAUUAAGUUUUCCUGAUAUCAGCUUCAGACUGUUGUGCUCACAAAAAAACAAUCAAGUCCAAAAAUAAAUGUGUCGCUAUAAUGUCAUUAUCGUGAAUCGAAGCGGUAAAAGUUCACAUUUCGAUCGGACUGAUGGUUUGUAAACUGACUGUAUUUCAGCAUUUUUGCAAGCCAACUAGAGAAACUAUUGUUUGUGCGCUACCAAGGGGGUUUUUGCACUCGGGCCUUCCAAGCUAGCCCACGGUCAGGAAAGGCUUGCUAGCUACAAUCCAAUUUGCCUCUGCGAAUUUAUGAGUAACGUUCGCUAGCUUUUUACUUGUAUGUGGUAAAUAAGAUGGAUACAGACAAGUUUAACUAUGUCUACAGUUGUGACUUGGACAUUAAUGUUCAACUAAAAAUAGGCAGUUUGGAGGGCAAGCGGGAGCAGAAGAGCUACAAGGCCCUGCUGCAGGAUCCAAUGUUGCGGUUCUCUGGCCUCUACCAGGAGAACUGCUCAGACCUCUAUGUUACCUGUCAGGUGUUCGCAGAGGGCAAGCCCCUGGCGCUCCCCGUGCGCACCUCCUACAAGGCCUUCAGUACACGCUGGAACUGGAAUGAGUGGCUGAAGCUGCCAGUGAAGUACCCAGACCUGCCCCAGAGUGCCCAGGUGGCCCUUACUGUGUGGGAUGUGUACGGACCGGGCCGAGCCACCCCUGUGGGGGGAACCACCGUCACCCUCUUCGGCAAAUAUGGGAUGUUCCGGCAGGGCAUGCAUGACCUGAAGGUGUGGCCGGGGGUGGAGGGGGACGGAGGGGAGCCCACCAGCACCCCAGGGAGGACCAGCAGCAGUCUGGCAGAGGACCAGAUGGGGCGACUGGCCAAGGCCCCUGACCUGGAGUUUCUCAGUGAUCUGACCAAGGCCCACCGGCAGGGUCACAUGGUGAAGGUAGACUGGUUGGACCGCCUGACCUUCAGAGAGAUAGAGAUGAUCAAUGAGAGUGAGAAGCGUAGCUCCAACUUCAUGUAUCUUAUGGUGGAGUUUCCUCGUGUCAAAACUGGAGAAAAGCCAGAGUACAGUAUUGUCUAUUAUGAGAAGGAUGGAGAUGACGCCUCACCGGUGCUCACCAGCGCUGACAUCGUUAAAGUCCCUGACCCUCAGAUGUGCAUGGAGAACCUUGUGGAGAGCAAGCACCAUAAAUUGGCCCGUAGCCUUCGGAGUGGCCCGUCGGACCACGACCUGAAGCCCAACGCUGCCACACGAGAUCAGCUCAACGUCAUAGUGAAUUACCCUCCGACCAAGCAGCUGAGCUCAGAGGAACAGGACCUGGUGUGGAAGUUCCGUUACUACCUCACCACUCAGGAGAAGGCACUGACCAAGUUCCUAAAGUGUGUGAACUGGGCGCUGCCCGGGGAGGCUAAGCAGGCUCUGGAGCUGCUCGGGAAGUGGAGGCCCAUGGAUGUAGAGGACUCCCUAGAGCUGCUCUCCUCCCAGUUCACCAACCCCACCGUGCGACGCUACGCUGUGACCAGGCUGCAGCAGGCCGACGACGAGGACCUGCUGAUGUACCUUCUCCAGCUGGUCCAGGCUCUGAAAUAUGAGAACUUCAACGACAUCCAGUGUGGGCUGGAGCCAGGAGGCAAGCGGGACAGCCAGGGCCUGGCAGAGAGCUCCACCCUGGGGGACCUAGACAGUUCCCAGAUCUUGACUGCUCCAGCAGUGCCCCCACCUGUCCCGAAUGGAAAGGAAGGGGCGGACAGUGAGAAUCCCGAGGUAAAAAGUGUCCAGGAGAAGGGAAAGGACAGAAGUUUGUCUGAAGAGAGAGGUAGUAAUGUUUGUUCUGUGUUUCUACAGCAGGACCUGUGUACCUUCCUCAUCUCCCGUGCCUGUAAGAACUCAACACUGGCCAACUACCUGUACUGGUAUGUAAUAGUGGAGUGUGAGGACCAAGACACCCAGCAGAGAGACCUUAAAACCCACAAGAUGUACCUCAACGUCAUUGGGAGGUUUAGCCAAGCACUGCUCAAGGGUGAUAAGAGUGUGAGGGUGAUGCGGUCUCUCCUGGCAUCCCAACAGACGUUUGUGGACAGGCUGGUGCAGCUGAUGAAGGCCGUGCAGAGAGAGAGCGGCAACCGCAAGAAGAAGACGGAGCGACUGCAGGCUCUGCUGGCGGACAACGAGAAGGUGAACCUGUGUGAGAUUGACCCCAUCCCGCUACCUCUGGAACCCUCGGUCAGAAUCCGAGGCAUCGUACCAGACACCGCCACGCUCUUCAAGAGCGCCCUGAUGCCAGCCAAGCUGAUCUUCAAGGCGGAGGAUGGGGCGAUGUACCCUGUCAUCUUUAAACACGGAGACGACCUGAGACAAGACCAGCUCAUCCUACAGAUCAUCUCUCUCAUGGACAAGUUGCUCAGGAAAGAGAACCUGGACCUGAAGUUGACUCCUUACAAAGUGCUGGCCACAAGCACCAAGCAUGGGUUCAUGCAAUUUGUCCAGUCAGUGCCUGUGGCUGAGGUCCUGGCCACUGAAGGAAACAUCCAGAGUUUUUUCAGAAAACACGCCCCCAGUGAAAAGGGGCCCUAUGGCAUCAGCCCUGAGGUGAUGGACACCUACGUCAAGAGCUGUGCUGGUUACUGUGUCAUCACAUACAUCCUGGGUGUAGGAGACAGACACUUGGACAACCUGCUCCUCACAAAGACUGGAAAGUUGUUCCACAUAGACUUUGGCUACAUCCUGGGUCGUGACCCCAAGCCCCUGCCUCCUCCUAUGAAGCUGAGUAAGGAGAUGGUGGAGGGGAUGGGCGGCAUGCAGAGUGAACAGUACCAGGAGUUCAGGAAACAGUGUUACACAGCCUUCCUACACCUCAGAAGGUACUCUAACCUCAUACUAAAUCUGUUCUCUCUCAUGGUGGACGCCAACAUUCCCGACAUCGCCCUGGAGCCUGACAAGACUGUUAAGAAGGUGCAGGACAAGUUCAGAUUGGACCUGUCGGACGAGGAGGCGGUGCAUUACAUGCAGAGUCUGAUUGAUGAGAGUGUGGGAGCUCUGUUUGCUGCCGUGGUGGAGCAGAUACACAAGUUUGCCCAGUACUGGCGCAGAUGAGAAGGACAGAAAGAUCAUCUGAACGAUGGAUGGCUGGACAGACAGGAGGGGUUGUAUCCAUAGUAACACCCGGUCCCCCGACACUCCCCCGCCCUUGUGUGUGAGAGCGAUUGAGAUGAUCCAUCCAGGACAACCUCUACUGCAAAAACAAAACAAUGACUGUGUUUUCAUUUUGUAUAUAUUAUAUAUAGAUAUAAAACUAAUGGCCAAAUAAAAACCAUGUUGAUACAGUACAA